Messenger RNA from Maudiozyma saulgeensis, 1302 nucleotides. The record is from the annotation of a GenBank genome assembly. NCBI's taxonomy places the organism in Eukaryota, Fungi, Ascomycota, Saccharomycetes, Saccharomycetales, Saccharomycetaceae.
AUGGUUACCAAAUCAAAGUAUCUACGAAAAGUAUCAAAAUAUCUACUAUUUAUUUCCUGUUUGAUAUUCAGUAGCAGAUACAUAUACUUCUGUCUACUGAAUUACAGUAUCUUAUAUAAGGAGUUUAAUUUAGAGAAGGAGUACUAUAAUGAAUCAAACAAUACACUGCAUAGGUAUGAUAAUAUUCGAAGACGAAACUUGCGUCAUGGCUUGAAGAUCUCUUCAAGUUCAUAUCAUGAUAAUAUACUUGAUGAAGAUUAUGAAUAUGUCAAUAAAUCUAGCAAUAAAGUGAAUGCUGUACUACUGAUGUUGGUCAGAAAUUGGGAAUUGCCAUACGCUUUAAAAUCCAUGAGAUCCCUUGAAGAUAGAUUUAAUCAUGACUAUCAAUAUGAUUGGGUUUUUUUGAAUGAUGUUCCAUUUGAUGAUGCAUUUAUAGAGGCUACUACUUUGAUGGCAAGUGGGGAAACAAAGUAUGCAUUAAUUCCAUCGAGUGAUUGGGAUAAACCAGAUUGGAUUGAUGAUGAUUACUUCGAGGAAAGGUUAAAUGAAAUGGAAAGACAAAACAUUAUAUAUGGUAACUCCAAAUCGUAUCGUAAUAUGUGUCGAUUCAAUUCUGGAUUUUUCUUCAGACAAAAAAUAUUGAAUCAAUAUGAUUAUUAUUUUAGAGUUGAACCUGACGUAGAGUAUUUCUGUGAUUUUCCAUAUGAUCCAUUUCAAGUAAUGAGCCAGCAAAAGAAGAAAUAUGGAUUUGUAAUGACUUUAGUAGAGUAUGAGAGUACUAUACCAACAUUGUGGAAAACAGUUCGUGACUAUAUCAAGCAAGAUAAAAAACAAACGAUUGAUACUGAUAGUGAACUUUAUCAGUUUAUUACAGAUUGGAACGAUAUUAGAACACCACGGUCAAGGGUAGAAUCGACUGAUAGGUACAACAUGUGUCAUUUUUGGUCGAAUUUUGAAAUCGGUGAUUUAAAUUUCUUUAGAAGUGAUGAAUACAUAAGAUUUUUUGAUUAUCUUGAUUCAAGUGGAGGAUUUUAUUAUGAAAGAUGGGGUGAUGCACCAGUACAUAGUAUAGCAGCCAUGUUGUUAUUAAAAGAAAGCGAAAUUAUUCAUUUCGAUGAGAUUGGAUACUUGCAUGCACCUUAUUUUACAAUUCCUCAAUCAAAUUACUUCCAAUUGAAGCAUAGAUGCAUUUGUGACCAACUGGAAGAAAGUAGGAUUGAUUUUUCAGGUAUCAGUUGCCUUACAAGAUGGUGGAAACAUGGUCCUGGGAAGAAGUUUAUGAGGGAAACUUACCAAUUAUGA